AUUACCGACCGCCAACCAAUCCAGUCGUGGUGCACUGACGUCAGUUUUGCGUCGAGCCAUCGGUUUGAGUGAAUUCAAACUUUAGCUCAGAUUUGUGUCCAUGAAGAAGACAAGCGCAGCUCUGUGGAGCUCUGUGGACAGCUUUAGCAGACGUUGAAUUUCACAUGCCGCUGUCACUUUACCUUCAGCUGGUCGUGCCAUUCCUCCCGGGACUGUUUCAGCCACUUUCUGGACCGAAGGAGACCGUUGGGAGCGGACAUUGACGCGGUGUGAAUGUCCAGCAUAGACGACUGACAGCCACCAUGUCAGGUUUAACACUACAGAGCGGUAACCUGAAAGGUCUGGAUGAGGUGGAUAUCCUCGAUCCAGAGUUUCAGCAACGUCUGGAGGAUGCUCGUACUCUGCUCAGGCAGGAGAUCCAGCGGGAGCUGAAGAUCAAGGAGGCUGCUGAGAGAAUGCGGCGGGCCGUCACCAAUCGCAAGAGCGCAGCUGAUGUGGAGGGGCAACUCAAGGCCUCGAAUCGCAAGCUGGAGAAGUUACACUGGGAACUGCAGGAGCUCAAUGCCAGGUCUAUGGCCACAGAGAAGGACAGCACCACAGGAUGCUCAGAGGAAGAAGAGCAGUCAGCAGAGUCAUGUCAGUGGGAAGAGGCCACGUCGCCACUGGUCAGUCGAGUCCGAACCCUGAAGAAACAGCUAACCAUGGAGACCAAAGUCAAACAGGGUGCUGAUAACAUGAUCCAGACAUACAACAACAGCUCAGUCAAGGACAGGAAGAUGCUGUCUACAGCCCAGCAAAUGUUGCAGGACAGCCGCACUAAGAUUGAGCUGCUUCGCAUGCAGAUUAUCAAAGUCAGUCAAGCCAUAGACGGGGAGCGGGAUGGCUCACAAGGUCAUCCUGUGGAGAUGAUCAGUCCUCUGGAGCUGCGGGUGGCUGAACUCAUGCAUCGCAUGAAGAUUGAAUCAGCUGUAGCAGAAGGUGCCAAAAAUGUGGUGAAGCAGCUGAGUGGACGUAAGGUCCAGGACCGGCGCAUACUUGCAGAGGCCCAGGCACGCAUGCAAGAGUCGUCUCAGAAGGUGGAUUUGCUGCGUCUGUCCCUGGAGAGACGUCUAAGUGAGCUGCCUCCAGACAAUCCCAAAUGUGCUGCCAUUAAGGAGGAGCUACUGCUGGGAACGUCCCCUUCCUACGGCACACCAAAGAAGCUAUCCAAGGCUUCGUCUUCUUCCUCCUUCUUCAAACCAGCCAGUCUAACAGGUCGGUUGGAGGUGUGUUUGAUGGGCUGCCAAGAUCUGCUGGAGUCUGUUCCGGGCCGUGGUCGUGUGACCAGCGUCUCGGUCACACCCGGAAACCUUUCAGAUGGAAAGUCUAUGAAGGUGAGAGCCGCCCUGUCAGGACGCAGCACUAAUGGCAAGACAACCAAGGCCGAUGACCUGUCGUCGGAGAUAAGCGUUGUGCUGAAGGUGGACAACAGGAUAGUGGGCCGCUCAAACUGGAGACCGCUGGGUAAUGAGGCCUGCGGCCAAAGCUUCAGCAUCGAACUGGAACGGUCUAGGGAGCUGGAACUUGGUGUAUAUUGGAGAGACUGGCGCGCGUUAAGUGGGUUGAAGUUCCUGCGAUUGGAAGACUUCUUGGAUAACCGCCGACAUGGCAUGUGUCUCCAGCUGGAGCCUCAGGGCAUACUCUUCAUCGAGGUGACAUUUAUCAAUCCUGUCAUUGAGCGGCACUCUAAACUCCAGAGACAGAGGAGAAUUUUCCCCAAAGAAAAAGGGAAGGACUUCCUGCGUGCUGCCCAGAUGAACAUGAACUUUGCCACUUGGGGACGUUUGAUGAUGAGCAUCCUGCCUCCCUGCAGCUCCCUGGAGCCCAUGAGCCCUCCAUUAGCAGCACCUAACACUGGCUCCACAUCAACCACUGCUUCUCCGGCAGGAGAAUCCGCUAUGGUGAGUCUAAAUUUUACAGAAGAACAUCCUGGUAGGUCCCCUCAUUGCACAAGAAAGAACACAAAAGACUCUCCACUGAGCCCAAAGCUCAAACGACAACCCUCGAUUCAUCCACCCCAACAGGACAAACUACUUGAGAUGGAAGACUUCAACUGCAUUUCAGUUCUGGGAAGAGGUCACUUUGGAAAGGUGCUGCUAGCAGAGUAUAAGAAGUCAGGCAAACUGUAUGCCAUCAAAGCCCUGAAGAAAGGAGAUAUCGUGACACGUGACGAAGUUGACAGCCUCAUCUGUGAAAAGAGGAUCUUUGAAGUGAUCAACGCCUCUAAACAUCCUUUUCUGGUGAACCUGUACGGCUGCUUCCAGACAGCAGACCACGUGUGCUUCGUGAUGGCCUACUCGCCUGGAGGAGACCUCAUGACCCACAUUCACAACAACAUCUUCACUGAGAAACAGACCCGGUUCUAUUCAUCAUGUGUGCUGCUCGGCCUGGAGUUUCUCCACCAAAACAAAAUAGUUUACAGGGAUCUGAAGCUGGAUAAUCUGCUCAUGGAUGCAGAUGGGUUUGUCAGGAUAGCAGAUUUUGGCUUGUGCAAAGAAGGUAUGGGCCACGGGGAUCGAACCUCAACAUUCUGUGGCACACCAGAGUUUCUGGCCCCAGAGGUGCUGACAGACAACAACUACACCCGCAGUGUGGACUGGUGGGGGCUGGGGGUCCUUAUCUAUGAGAUGCUGGUGGGGGAGUCUCCUUUCCCAGGUGAUGACGAGGAAGAAGUGUUUGACAGCAUUGUCAACGAUGAGGCUCGCUAUCCUCGCUUCCUUUCUCCAGAGUCUGUGUCCCUCAUUCAAAAGCUGCUGCAGAAAAAUCCUGAAUUGAGACUUGGAGGAGGAGAGGAAGACGCCUCACCAAUCAAAAGACACAGAUUCUUUCAGCCAAUGGACUGGGAUGCCCUCCUGGCCAAAAAGUUGAAACCUCCCUUCCUGCCAAACAUCAAAGCGGCGAAGGACGUCAGUAACUUCGACGAGGAGUUCACUCGCCUCAAGCCGGUCCUCACCCUCCCUCGAACGCCCUGCGUCCUCACCGCCGAGCAUCAAGAAAUCUUUGCUGACUUUGACUUCUCUUUCAUGAGUUGACCGAGUUUACCCUCUGUGCUGCCACCUGACUGGGACAGACUGCUCCUGUUUAUACCUACUUUUAUUCGCCAUAAAACUCGUGAUUGAACAGAAGCUCGACAAGCUGCCGUCCUGCCUUUUUCACACAGUUCCACAUUUCCAGCUGUACAUCACCUCUGUGGCCUUUUUACAGCAACACUACAUCCACCAAAACCAGCCUGUCGCACUUUGACACCACCUUUGACACUUAACAUUUUGUGUUUUGUCCACAUUGAGUUUCAUGUUGUUUCUGUCAUCCAGCAAUAAGAUCAAAAUGUUGAACAUUUACUGUUUGUCACCAGUGUAAUGACCUGUUUUUUCUUUUGAAUUUAUAUAUAUUUUCUUUUUUCUUACAAAUGGACGUUGUUCCAGCACUGCCCUCUCAAUCCAAAGUACCACACUGUAAAUAUUUGUGAUCUUAAUGAAGAGAACUGACUCUGAACCUUCUGUUAUCUGUAACCAUUGUAUGUCCAUCUGUUGUUCUGGGAUGUAAUAUAGCCAGAUUGUUAAUUUAAGUUCUUUCAUAGAUAUUUCUUAGUCUGUACAACUGUAUUUGGAUUUUUAAUGUAAUACCAUCAUGAAGAUUAUGCUGAUAGCUGACAAACCAGCCUAUAUGUGAAGUGUAAACUACAUGAAGAAAAAUAUGAAUGAAUAAAUUUCUAUCUGCUGGACUUGGAAUGACGGAGAAACUCUUGAUGAAACAUUGAUUUAUUGAUGUUUACAGUCAUUUCAGAGUAGUAAAAAACAUUGCAUGACAGUAUUGCAUGUAAUUCAGAAGUACACAACAUGAAUUAAAUGUUAAUUCAUAGAAACCAGAGCUCUCCCCAACUGACCAGAGGGAAUCUGAAGUUUGUCCAACACUACUGCUGUUAAACUCAACACCACACUUAUUGCUGUCUUACAGGGUUACUAUUGCACAAGGAAAAGCUCAAAUGACUCAAUUAAAACAGUCAUACAAAA
This is a messenger RNA of Larimichthys crocea (large yellow croaker), 4049 nucleotides long. RefSeq names its product protein kinase N3 (gene pkn3). Bases 303 to 3071 code for a protein of 922 amino acids. Gene Ontology annotation, molecular function: protein serine/threonine kinase activity; ATP binding; small GTPase binding. NCBI's taxonomy places the organism in Eukaryota, Metazoa, Chordata, Actinopteri, Sciaenidae. The transcript is spliced from 22 exons. Gene Ontology annotation, biological process: signal transduction; protein phosphorylation. The record is from RefSeq and is a predicted model, not a curated record.